Molecule: messenger RNA, 3198 nt
Organism: Hydractinia symbiolongicarpus
Lineage: Eukaryota; Metazoa; Cnidaria; Hydrozoa; Anthoathecata; Hydractiniidae
Exons: 12
Coding region: 107-1924 (605 amino acids)
Source: RefSeq, a predicted model, not a curated record
AAUCGAAACAUGAUAUUCAGAAACUACGACAAAAAAAAAAAGCAGAAUCCAAACGGAUUUCUAGACUGGUAUGAAUGACAAAUAGUAUGUUAAAAGGAACAUAUGAAUGAUGCUGUUUUAUUUAAUGUGUGUACACUUGGUUUUGGUGCAUGCUUCUAAGGUUGACGUUCGCAAAAGUAAAGAUUUACAUGUAGAAUUAUCACACCCACCUACGCUUCCCAACUCCCAUAUUGUUGCUCAAAGAGGCCAAAUUAUAUAUUUGUCAUGCAAAGUUAAUUAUCAAGAUAAUGUAAAUAUAACAUGGCAACAUAAUCAUCGCAAUAUUACACACCCUCCUCCAUACAGAUUACCAUGGAAAUUUGGCAGUAUUUUGAUGGUGAGACCAUUAUUAAAAAAAAUGGAUGGCUUGUAUGAAUGCAUUGUUAGAAGGAAGGAUCAGGUGGUUCGAAAAGGUGUUUUUGUUAAUAUUAAAAAAGAAAGCGAGCUUCCUGCUGGUUUCCCUAUCAUUGUGACACAUCCUCAGGAUGUACAGGAGCCCCGACCAGCCGUUCAUUUUAACUGUGUCGUAAUCGGUCAGCAACCAUUAACAAUAACUUGGUAUCAUGAACGUGUUCCUAUUUCUUCAAAUUCUGUUUACAGAAUUUCCAUGAUUCCAUCUAAGAAAAAAGUUACAUCAAAUUUAGAGAUUGAAAAUGUUUCUUUGGCUGAGAAAGGUUUUUACCAGUGUGUUGCAACUAAUCAAUUUGGACAAGUAGUUUCAAAACAAGCAAAUGUCUUGUUUUCACAACACGGUGCAAAAAGACGAUAUCGAAGACAGCUUUCCGAUGAUUCCCAUGAUGAUGGUGUUAAGACAGGUUGUGUGGGUGCUGAUAACAAUCCUGAUGGAUACCCUGGCCAAAUUCCUGAGAAAAAGAUCACAUUUCACUGUGAAAGAUCUCAGCAGCAUGGUGGCUAUUUUUUCAUGAUCUCCUGGGGUCUACCAAGUGCUGCUGCAAAUAAAACAGUUGAUUCUUAUCAAUUAGCAUUUAAUGAUGGAUCAAGCAACAAUAUGUGUUUUCAAGUAAAAAAAAAUCAGUUUUUUUUUACAAAGAAGAGAGUUUUUGUAGAAGGUCAAAUUUAUGAUUUAGCGAUUAUUCCUCGACCCACACCAUUUGCGCUUUCAACAAAGAUGAUCCGCAUUGGCAAAUGUCCUCCUGAUCCAACCUAUCCUCCUGUAACCACCUCAAACGAAGUACACACAUCUAUUACUUCUAUACCACUAACUGAGAAUGAACAGAAGAAGACAAAUAAAUGGUGGAUUAUUAUUAUAGGCAUUUUCGCUGGUGCCAGUCUCAUCAUUAUUGCUGUGGUGAUUAGUUUAAAGAAACGAAAACCAGACCUUGAGAUUCAAAUAAUCGAGAGUGUGAUGGAUGUCUAUGUUUCGCACUGCACAUUAGACAACAAAGAAGAGGAGAAAAUUCUUCAACUGGCUAGCUUAAUAUCAUCGUAUGGUGUAUCUGUGUGUAUUGAUUUGUGCAGUCAAGUUGAAAUCAACCAAAUGGGUGGUUUACCGCACUGGGUGCCGGAUAAAAUGGCUAAUGUAAAAAAGAUUCUUCUCAUUCUAUCGCCGUGCUAUCUGCAGGCUCUGCAAUGCACGGAUAAACUGGUUGAACAACAACCCGACCAAAUUUGCAAGGUAAAUACGGAGUUUAGUUUCAUCAAAACGAUGUUGUUUCAUCAUUCGUGCCAACGUACACCAGAACUAGUCGUUUUGUUGGAUGGUGUAAAGCAGAAGGCGAUUCCUGAUUUGUGUAAAGGACGAACACUGUGUCAAUAUCCUAAAACUCUUCGCGCGAACGACGAUAAUUUGUGUAAGCUGUUAGGAUUGUUGUUAGACACCGAGAGAUAUCAAAUUGCAAACGAGACUGUGGUAGCCUCAGUGUAGGAUUUUCGUAUUUUGUUUUCUUAUAUACUCGUCAGGUUUAAAUUUUUACUUUUUAAGGCUUGUGUUGGAAUUGUUCUUCAAUUUAUAAAUUUUUGAUAAGCCACUUUAGGUUGCUCUGUUUCCUACUGGACAAAGUUGAAAAACAGCUGCAAAAUGAAAUUCGACAUCUUUUGCUGCUUGUUUACUUUUCGCUGUGCUCUAAUACUGUCAAGUGUUUUUAAAUUGUUUGGGAAAAACAUUUUGUUCGCCACCCUGAUGUGAGUGCGCUUGCUUUAAACACUGCAAAUGGUAAUUUAUUUACGCUGUCUGUCCAUUUGAAUGCAUCUUCCCUUUCAACUGUUAUGUAUUUCAUGCAUAGCUGUUCACUUGUAACUACUCUUUUGCCAUGGGUGGUUAGCACUUCUGUAUAUUAUGUUUUAGAUUUUCUGUUUCACAUUUGUGAAAUUUAAGGAGAUGUUUUAUGGAGAUAUUUUAUGGAUUUAUUUUAUGUAGUUAUUUUGAUAUGUUUUUGCAGUUCUCCUGUUUGGUGUUGGUUUUUGUUUUUAAAUUGUAUUGAUUGUUUUGCGUCCUUAUUCUUAUUAUUCUUUCUUAUUAUUUGUUUUGUCUUCAUUGUGUAUGUUUUUGUGAUAGUCUUCGUUUUAGAAUGACUUGCAAAUACUGAUUUUCACAAAUACUCAUAAAUUACACCUAAAAAUAAACAUAUUCGGUAAUUUAUAGUUUUUUGUAAAAUGUAUUCUGUAAUUUACAUUUCAUUAUUCUGUUCAGUUAGCUACAUUUUUCUGAAGAUGCAUCGUUUUUAAUUGGCCCUUUAUUCUCCUUUUGUUUAAAUUACAUAACUACAGAAUUAUAAAUAUUUGUAUAUGUAUUUUUGCUAAAAGCGAGAGACAGGAAGGAAGCUGGGUUUCAUCUUCAGUUCUCAGCAUUCAUAUAUUUUAUGUUUAUGUAUAGUUGUAGUGAAAAUCAAGUUAUUUCAUUACGUUAUUUAGCUGAACUGAUUUUAUAUGAUAUAUUAAUUUUGCCUGUUGAUUUAAAUUUUUAUGAAGAUUUUUAAGUAAAUUUUAUAUAGAUCUAUAUUAUCGUGAUUUUUUUAUAAAGUUUUGCGUAUAUCCAUGCUUUUUUAUCAAGCAAUAUUUUUUUCUUUUUCUUAUGCUGUUACAUUGAUAAGAACAACAAUGAAAAGAAACAUUAGGAACAGAGGUUGCCAAAAAAAAUGUAUGCUAUGAUCGUAUAUAUAAAAAAUAUAUUGAUUUCGAAAUAGAGAACUUUUAGUUAAA